Molecule: messenger RNA, 345 nt
Organism: Eruca vesicaria subsp. sativa (arugula)
Lineage: Eukaryota; Viridiplantae; Streptophyta; Magnoliopsida; Brassicales; Brassicaceae
Source: the annotation of a GenBank genome assembly
AUGACAGAUAAACUAAUUCGAGUCACAGGAAUCCUUCUAGGGUGUUACGUAGGUUAUAUUAUACAAGAUGUCUGGGUAUCAGAUCUUGAGGAGAAGCGGCAAGAGUUUGUGAGGGAGUCUUUUUGGUACCAUGAGGAACCCCAAGAUCUAAGGGAAAAAAUGUGGUCUGAUUUUAAGGUAGUAAGGAUGUGGUCUGAUCUAAAGAAAAAGAUUUCCUCUCUUCCAGAGGGAGUAAAGUUGUUGUCUGAUCUAGCGGAUCAGGCGUGUUCUGAACUAAGGGAGAAGACGUUGUCUGAUCCAGGGGAACGGAUAUGUUCUGAACUUAAGGGUGACGAUGAGGUCUGA